Messenger RNA from Elaeis guineensis (African oil palm), 1064 nucleotides. NCBI's taxonomy places the organism in Eukaryota, Viridiplantae, Streptophyta, Magnoliopsida, Arecales, Arecaceae. The record is from RefSeq and is a predicted model, not a curated record.
GCAUAGAUGGACAGGAAGAUAUGAAGCCCAUUUAUGGGACAACAGUUGCAGAAAAGAAGGUCAAACUAGAAAGGGUAGACAAGUUUACUUAGGGGGUUAUGAUAAGGAAGAGAAGGCAGCAAGGGCAUAUGAUCUAGCUGCACUCAAAUACUGGGGCCCAACCACUCAAUUAAAUUUUCCACUUAGCAGUUAUGAGAAAGAGCUAGAAGAGAUGAAGAACAUGACAAGGCAGGAGUUUGUAGCUCAUUUAAGAAGGAACAGCAGUGGUUUCUCUAGAGGUGCAUCUAUGUACAGAGGGGUCACAAGGCAUCACCAACAUGGGAGGUGGCAAGCUAGAAUUGGGAGGGUUGCAGGCAACAAGGACUUGUACCUUGGAACUUUCAGCACUCAAGAGGAAGCUGCAGAGGCCUACGACAUUGCGGCCAUCAAAUUCCGAGGACUGAAUGCAGUGACCAACUUUGAUAUCACCAAGUAUGAUGUAAAACGCAUAUGCUUGAGCUCCAGCCUCAUUGCUGGUGAUCUUGCCAAAAGAUCCCCCAAGGACAGCUCUUCUCUUGCAGAGCCCACCAUCCUCAUAGGGAGGCAUGAUGAGCCAUUGGAACCCUCCAAUGAAGUUCGAAGCAUAGCGAACUCUUUUGUUUCUUCUUCCACGGGCAAUGCAAACUCCACAAAAAGCAACAGACCAGAAAGGGUGCAUGUUGUCCCUUUAGGUGCACCAAAAUAUGAGAACAGUGAUGAGAAUGCAGGAGUUGGGGGGAAUAUGGACUGGAUGACAGCUGAAGCUGGGCCAAUAGGGUUUCAUGUGGCUCACCAGCUUCCCAUGGUUGCACAGUGGAACAAAUGAGUUCUUGGAGGGAUCGGACAUUUUGUUAGCAUGAUCAUGUUAUCUUGGCUGUGUGAUCUUGCAGUGACAAGUUCUUUUCUCAAAAAUUUUGUAGUGAUAAGUUCCGUUUCAUGGAUUUAAGGUGCAAGGAUUCAUUUCUUACCUUUUUGAUUCACCAUGUUCAUGUUAUGUGAAACUUGAUCUCCACAUGAAAGAAUUUUCUUUGGCCUUGUGCUGAGAG